AACUCAGACCAGACAGAUCAAAGAGUCAUGAUGUCCACUUACUUCUGCUUCCUAGUCUCUGUCUUGAUCGGUAAGAACUACGCAGAGAUGACCUGUCAAACUGUCCAGCAGAAGGACACCGCCACGCUGAGUUGUGGGCACUCUGAAGGUGAUGUAACAUGGAGCAGAGACCAAGAUGGAGGAAGAGUUGACAUUCUGACUGUGAGAAAAGGACAGGACAGCGAGGACAAACACAUUCAUGACCCAGGCAAACGUUUUAGUUCAGUGGCAGACAAAUCACUGACUAUUUUGAGAGUGAUUUCCUCAGAUAGUGGGGUGUACUACUGCAACGGUGAACCAGUGGUGAAUCUGACAGUGACACCAGAAAAAGUCCCAGAAGAAGUUCAGAAGAGAACAUGUGUUCCAAAAAGUCCACCAACUACAAAUGUCACCAUGACCACUCACACCACUAAGAACCCAACCACAAGAGUUAAGAACACAGAUGUCACCAUGACCCCUCACACCACUAAGAACCCAACCACAAGAGUUAAGAACAAAGUGACUACAAGGACAGUGUCAGUGGGUGAAGAGAGUGAAACCACAAAGAAGGAUGAGAAGAACAAGAAGGAUGACAAAAAGAAAAAGAAGGAUGGAAAGAAAAAAGACAAGGAGGAAAAGAAAGAAGUGAAGAAUGAGAAGAAGGAUGAGAAGACAAAGAAUGUCACCAUGACCCCUCACACCACUAAGAACCCAACCACAAGAGUUAAGAACAAAGUGACUACAAGGACAGUGUCAGUGGGUGAAGAGAGUGAAACCACAAAGAAGGAUGAGAAGAACAAGAAGGAUGACAAAAAGAAAAAGAAGGAUGGAAAGAAAAAAGACAAGGAGGAAAAGAAAGAAGUGAAGAAUGAGAAGAAGGAUGAGAAGACAAAGAAUGUCACCAUGACCCCUCACACCACUAAGAACCCAACCACAAGAGUUAAGAACAAAGUGACUACAAGGACAGUGUCAGUGGGUGAAGAGAGUGAAACCACAAAGAAGGAUGAGAAGAACAAGAAGGAUGACAAAAAGAAAAAGAAGGAUGGAAAGAAAAAAGACAAGGAGGAAAAGAAAGAAGUGAAGAAUGAGAAGAAGGAUGAGAAGACAAAGAGUCAUUGGCGGCUGCUUGUGGGUGUAGCCGCUGGAGGACUGGUGCUGGUUCUGUUUCUCUUGCUUGUGGGGUUCCUCAUUAGGAGACGCUGGGCAGAGGGUGACAGAGAUAGACGGUUAGACCACGUCUAUGCAGAAAUAUCAGAUGUGACGCAACAACCAAAGGAUGAAUCUUUUUCCCUUUCACCAGGUUCUUCAAGUCCUAAAGAACAUUCUGUUUACAAUCUGGCUGGUGCACAGGAAGUUAUUACUAUGGACCCCAUAUAUCACACAAUCCAGGACCCUAACAUUACAACAAAUCUCAGCAAUGGGGAAAACCCUUACUUCUUGGCCCAGAAUCCAGAUGUUCCUGAGACCAGCUUUGACUAGAUCUUCUCUUCUGUUCUCUAUCAUCUACAGUGUUUGAUGAUCCAUUUGAUUUAUUAAUUACAUACAUAAUCGUAAUUUUCUCAUACAAAUAUUUAUAGAAAAUCAUUAUCAGAUUUUCUUUCAUUGUGAGUUGGUGCAACUUAUUUGGAGGGAUGUGCAGAGAUGGCUACAGUCCAGGGAAUUCGAACUCUUACAGCUGACAGUGAAAAUAAUAAAGUGAAUGUUUUUCUUUGAAAAUAAGAAAUUAGACUUGAUUUUUAAUAUUUUGUUGUUUUUUAUGCUUAAGAUGUUGUAAGGCUAAGACCAGUUUUAACCACCGGGAGAAUGAGGUUUUGAGUUCAUCGUUGAAACUAAAAGACAAAAAAAUAAUAGAGAUUUGAUUAGUGUUUAAGCGUGUAUGCGUGUAUGAGCAUGUGUGUGUAU
Molecule: messenger RNA, 1920 nt
Organism: Hypomesus transpacificus
Lineage: Eukaryota; Metazoa; Chordata; Actinopteri; Osmeriformes; Osmeridae
Product: peptidyl-prolyl cis-trans isomerase G-like
Exons: 15
Coding region: 28-1497 (489 amino acids)
Cellular component (GO): transcription factor TFIID complex
Source: RefSeq, a predicted model, not a curated record